Molecule: messenger RNA, 2221 nt
Organism: Neogale vison (American mink)
Lineage: Eukaryota; Metazoa; Chordata; Mammalia; Carnivora; Mustelidae
Gene: ACTMAP
Product: chromosome 7 C19orf54 homolog
Exons: 6
Coding region: 692-1738 (348 amino acids)
Source: RefSeq, a predicted model, not a curated record
GGGGGUGGGCACGAGUCGCGAGUCCCGCAACGUGAUAAGGGAUAAUGUGUGCUGCGGCUGCCAUUUUGCUGGAAGGGGAGGCGCAUUUACUUUCUGUUUCUGUCACUUUUUCCGGCGGUAUCGCGGUUCUUAGCGUUCUCUGAUCUCUGAGCUUUUCCCAACCCAGAGAGCUUUUCCUUUCGCGCUCUGAUUCCAGGACCUUCUCCACGACUAAGCCAUCUUCCCUGCCAGGUGUCCUUUUGAUGUCUUGACCUCUGUUUUAUCAAGGUCAGCUCCAAUGUUCCGAACUCGGGCCUGGGAUGUGAGGGGUUACAGAGCCUGAAUUCUCUGGUCUUUAGCCCUGGGCUCCAAAUUCCCGCAGUUUAGGUGCCCCACCCUAGAGGCAAGCGUUGAUUCCCCGAGUUAAACUCGCCUGGGAUAAUACUGUAAUUCUUAAUUAAAUUCCUCUCGGAGCCUUGCAACCCAGCCCCAAACCACAAAUCUAGUUCCGGAUAAGGGAUCCGCCCUGUUAACCCCUGCUUCCAUCGUUCCAAGUGUCCGUCCUGGUCCUUUCAGGCCCACUCUUCACCCAAGUUCUGGAACUCCACGCUAAAACUUUCAGAACGUCCAUGCCUGCAACUAACUCAUUUUUAGAGUAUCCAUCUGGCCCCGAUUCUUGAUCUUCCAGCACUUGCAUGUCAUAGACCCCAAAAUGAUCUCUCGAUGCUCUCCCCCCGUAGACCCCCCAGCCCCUCCACAAACCCUUGUUCCCCAAACCCCCAUCACUCCACUUCCUUUCCCCCCAAAUGUCCCCAAUUUAGCUUUUCCACCUCCCUCAAGUCUCCAGGCCCUUAUCCCCCCACCGCCACCGCCACCGCCACCUCCACCCCCUGUCAGGGGGCUGGCUCCCCCUCACGUCUUUGGCCUAGAGAAGAGCCAGCUCCUGAAGGAGGCCUUAGACAAGGCCGGCCCAGUCCCCAAGAGCAGAGAUGACGUGAAGAGGCUCCUGAAGCUGCACCAGGACCGUUUCAGAAAUGACUUACAAUGGAUCCUCUUCUGUGCAGACGUGCCAUCCCUCAUCCAGGAAGGCCCUCAGUGCGGGCUGGUGGCCUUGUGGAUGGCAGGCACACUCCUGGCACCACCCAGCGGCAUCCCCCUGGAGAGACUUGUGGAGAUGGCCAUGGAGAGAGGCUACACGGCCCAGGGAGAGAUGUUCUCUGUGGCCGACAUGGGCAAGCUGGCCCAGGAGACACUGGGCUGCCAGGUGGAGCAGCUCCAUGGUGGCCUGGGCGGUCCCAACAGAGCCCGCGUCCUGUGGCACCUUGUCUCUGGACAUCCCCUGCUCAUCCCCUACGAUGAGGAUUUCAACCACGAACCGUGUCAUAGGAAGGGCCACAAGGCCCAUUGGGCAGUGAGCACAGGGGUCCUGCUGGGUGUGCGGGCUGUGCCGCGCCUCGGCUAUUCUGAGGACCCUGAGCUGCCAGGUCUGUUUCACCCGGUGCCCACCACGCCCCACCAGCCACCAGCCCUGCCAGAGGAAGGCUCUGCAGGAGCCGUCUACCUUCUCUCCAAGCAGGGCAAGAGUUGGCAUUACCAGCUAUGGGACUAUGACCAGGUCCGGGACAGCAACCUCCAGCUGACGGACUUCUCACCCUCAAGGGCCGCCGACGGCCGGGCGUACGUGGUACCUGCUGGCGGGGUGCGGGCCGGCCUCUGUGGCCAGGCCCUGCUGCUCAGACCACGGGACUCCAGCCACUAGCCUGCUGCAGCCCUGAGCCAGGCUGACAGGGUCCUGGCCACAGCUUGGCCUUGUCACCAUGAGAAGAGUGCCCCGGUUUCUCCCUUUGCAAGAGCUUGCAGAUGUAGGCCGUGUUCCCCAGGACCUCCAGCCAGAGACCCUCCAUGCAGAGGCCCCUGCCACCCCAGUCUGUCUGGUCCCAGUCCCCUUCUCCCACGCCCACCCUGCAGUAUUGGGCUUCUGAUGCAUGGCUGGGAUCCAAGCCAGGAGCCAGUCAAACAAGCUCCCUCUCCAGGAAAGAGACUCACCAGAGCUGGCCUGCAGGUCCUCCCUGUCUGCCCCACCCCGAUGUUGCAUCCAGACAUUUCUCUCUGGUGACCAGCCUCCUCUCUCUGGACACCUGCAGGAGCCUUCUCACCGCACCACUUGCCGCCCCCCUGCGUCUGUUCCCGUAGAGCCUACGAUGCCUUGUCUUUAAAAAUAUAAACCAGGUCUUACCACCUA